Molecule: messenger RNA, 4476 nt
Organism: Cladocopium goreaui
Lineage: Eukaryota; Dinophyceae; Suessiales; Symbiodiniaceae
Source: the annotation of a GenBank genome assembly
AUGGACAUCCUGCAAAGGUACGAGGGGCAAAAGAGCGUUGUCAGCUACAAUUCAGUUGCCACUGCGUGUGGGCAAGCCAUGCAGUGGCUUGAGGCAGUUGCCUUGCUGUCUUUGUCAAGUCAGGCGUUGCAAGAGCUGGAUUGCUACAGUUACACUGCAAUCAUCAGCGCAUCCGAGACACUUGCGUGGAGGCAGGCCUGGUAUUUCUUCAGCUUGCAAGAUGACAUGCCCACUGCCACCGUCGAAGCCUUCAACUCAGCUCUGAGCUGCGCCAAAUGGCAGGCAGCCCUGGAGGUCCUAGGAAGAAUCAAGGGAAGAUGUUUGGUUCCCACCUUGGUUUCAUUCAAUGCCACCAGCUCAGCAUGUGCCCGUGCCGUUGCAUGGGCCCAUGCGGUUGGGCUCCUAUCUGCCAUGAUCACCUUACGCCUGGAUGCCACCGUGCCCAGCUGUGCAGCAGCUGCCACGUCCUGCAUCCGCAGCCAGAACUUCCUGCCAGCGCUGCAGUUCCUGGCGCGGAUCAGUUGGUUCGCGCUCAAGCGAUGCCUUGUUUCGGAUGAAAACCAGCUUCUGGUGGCCCUGAAUUUGCUGCAGCAGAUGCAUGCCAAAUCUUUACCAUUGGAUACAGGCUCCUACAACUACCUGAUUUUGGCCCUCCUUCGAGUUGGCGCCAGCGAGUGGGCCGUGCACCUGGUGCAGCGGGCCAUCGCGGACAAAGUUUUCGUAAAAGUCCGGCCCCAGUUUCUGGAUCUGCACGGGAUGUCCGGCCCAGUAGCCAGGUUUUGCUUGCUGCUAACCUUGCGCGAUGAAGCGUUGCGCGCAUCUUCCAAACCUCUGAAGGUUAUCACCGGCAUUGGCAAGCACAGUGAUGGUGCGCCGAAAGUGAAGCCAGAGGUCUUAUCUGUUUGCCAGGAGCUUCGGCUCCCUGCCAGGCUCUCGCAGGAUGAAGGCUCUGUCCAGGUGAGCUCAAAACACUUGACCUCGACCUUGGCGGGCCAAGUUCAGCGCUUGCUUUCGGAGCAGGAGCUGAGGCGCCACUAUGCCAGCCUUCCCUUGAUCGAUUGGGAUGAAGCGGUUCAAGUGGCUGUACGCGCGGCCUUCCAGCCCCAUGCGGUGUGGUCUGAGGAUGCGCCCGAGGCCCUGGGUCCGCCAUCGCUGGCCCUGGCGGCGGCGCCCUUCUGGGCCUUGGCCACCGCGGACGCGAGCUGCUGCGGCAUCCGAGAGCUGCUGAAGCCCUUGGUGACGCCUGAGGCUUCGGACCUUGCAAAGGCUGUCCCGCCGUGGCUGCCCUUCGUGACCUUCGCCAGCCUGCUGGGCCACUCAAAGGCCUGGCGCGAUGAGACCUGCCGAGAGCUCUUGGAGCAGUAUGUGGACAGACAUCUCAGGAGCAGCCCAUCAUGGAAAGACUAUCUGAGCCAAGAAUGGAUCUCCGAGCUGAUGCGCGGUCUCUGCGACCGCCUUGCGAAGAUAUUUUUGGAGGAGUCCUUCAUGGACACUCUUUUGGCCAGCACUUUGUGGUCCUUUUCUGCCUGCUUCAUGCCGCCCGCGUGUCGGGCAGCCUGCUGGGGUGAAGAUGCCACCCUCCUGCGUUUCUUGGAUCGAGCUUUGGCCUGUGAGUCUUCCCGUCUGCUGUGGCAGCUGGAAGAUUAUGCGGCGCCUGAGGGUGCGGCAUCCAGACUGGGGAAGACCAACGCAAGGACAUGGCCUCGUGCAAUCGCUGCGCGAAGUGCUGGCGCUGGUGGGUUUGGCACCCAGUUGCCGCAGAGCAUGUACACUGCUUGCGUUCCGGGCCGCUAUGGCCGUGAAUGUCAACAUGUAUGCGCUUGCGCGGAGUAUGAGGAGUGUGAGGAUGGUCCUUCUGGAAGCGGUGAGUGUAGCUGCAUGGCGGGCGAGGAGGUUCGAUGUGGUCUUCCAACACCACCGGAAGGUCCAAGUUCGGGUGUAGGCAUUGGCAGCGCAAGACAACUGGUCUUUCAGAACCUGACUCUCGAAGCUCUGCCUCUGGAUCCGGACAGCUCCCGGCGAUCACGGCAGGUGUUCAAUGCCUCAAUCUCUUUGACCAGGCCUCAACCCUUUCAUGGAGAAAUUCGCUUGGUCCUGCUGAAUCACCAGGUGGCGAGGAGGCUUGGCUUGGCGCCACAAGUUGGGGAUGAGGACUUGCUAAAGCUUCUAAGUGGCCGGCAGUUGCCAAGCACAGCUCAGCCAUUUGCACAUGCAUACGGCGGACACCAGUUCGGUUCCUGGUCGGGUCAGUUGGGCGAUGGCCGUGCCAUGUCUCUCGGCCAUGUGCUGGGCUUCGCACCCGACGACCCGGUGACAGAGACCUGGAUCCGCUGGUGGCCGUGGGAACUGUCACUGAAAGGUGCGGGCAAGACCCCCUACAGCCGUGGGGGGGAUGGCCGAGCAGCGUUGUCGAACGCAGCACGGGAGUUCUUUGCGCCAAUCUUCUUGGAGUCCAUGGGCGUUCCCGUGUGUGGCACCUUGGCGGUGGUGGGAAGCGACAGUGAGGAGGACCGCUUGAUGCGGGACGAGUGGUAUUCCGGCCAGAUGUCCAUGAAGAAAGCGGCCAUCACGUCCCGGGUGAUGCCCAGUUUCCUGCGUUUCGGCUCUGCUCAGCUGGCAGCGAAGCGACAGGGCGUGGCCGGCCUAACGCACUUGGCGCGCCAUGCGCUGGACGUGCUGUCUCGAAUGGAGCGGCACGAUGAUGCGAGCGUGAAGUACUUGCAACGCUUGAGGCAGCCGGUGCCAAAGGCCUUGCGCCGGGACUGUUUCUUCGUUGCGUUAGAUCCACCCAGCUGUGCGGGACAAGUCGGAGAAGUCCUGGGAGGUCAGGAAGUCUUGCGCUGCUUGUUACAACGCUUGGUGCAACGCACGGCUGCCUUGGUGGCGGCUUGGAUGGCGGUUGGCUUUGCGCAUGGUGUGAUGAACACCGACAAUCUCAGCCUGUUGGGUACCACGGUGGACUUGAAUGUGUUUGGCUUCUUGUCGAAGUACGAUCCCUCGUGGGCACCCAACCACAUUGACGACACGGCACGGUACGCCUUUGGCGCCCAGCCAGAAAUCGCCAAAUGGAACCUGCAAAGGCUCAGUGACGCCCUGACGGGCACCCCAUUCCUGGCGGACCGAGAGCCGGACGCCAUGAAGUGGAGCACGCCAGGAGAGUGGCUUGAUGCGUCCAUUGCCGCGCAAGAAGUGGACAACUUUGAUCAACAUUUCGAGCGCUGCUUUGUGGCGCGGAUGGAGGUGAGGUUGGGCCUCCCUGCCACCGGCUUGCCCUGUGCGGCUGGAGUCUCCGGUGGUUGUGUGGUGAAGCAUUGGGUGCAGUGGCUGGAACGAACAGGUGCUGAUUACCCUCGUGCCAGCAGAGGCUUGUCGGACGUCUUGGAAGCUGACGCUGAGCGUGCUUCGAAUGCUGCUGAGCGUUUGGCGGAGCAUGCAGGUGCCAACAGCACCACUGGAUUGGUUGAGAUCCUGCAAGAGCUGCGGCAGCUCCAAGACCAACUGCAGUUGGUGCCGGCCAUCCGCGCAGCGGUGCCCAAGCUGAGCUUGCGCAGCCACGUGCUGGCAGAGGCAGCCAAGUUGGUGGAGAUCCAACGGCCAGGUUCCAAAGCGAGACAGUUCCUGAAGCUGCUGCAGCGGCUUCUGGAGGAACCUUUUCAAGAGGUGGAAGCUGUAGUCGAGGUUGAUGAUCCCAAAGGUUUUUGGCAAAAGACGGACCUCCAUGCUGAAGAGCCUGAGGAUGAAGACCUGCCCCGUAGGCUCCAGGAACGUCUCUAUGCCAUGCCUCCAGAGUCCCUGAAGCAGCUGAGAACCAGCUGUGGCAUGGCGGAACCCAUCUGGCAUUCCAGUCGCGGGGUGAGCUCCGUACGCCGCGAGGGCGUGCUGGAGCUGCACCGACGUUUCUUCGUGGAAAAGCGAGGUAUGGAUGGUAUCGAUGAGCUCAUCGAGGCACGUGCCAAAGAAGGUCUGAAGAAGGAUCGGGCUCACAUGCGAGAACACCGGGCCAAGCUACAAAAGCUGGAAGCUGAAAUGGAAGACAAGUUGAAGAAUGCCCUCCUCCAUGGGUCCACGAGCAUUUGGACCGAUGAAGAGCGCGAGAAACUCCGGGCUCGGAACUCGAAAGAGGCCCAACAGAAGAUGUCCCAGAAUAUGAAGGUUCUGGAGCGCUCCUUCCGCGAGGAUAAAGGCGCUAUGACUGAAAGGGUCAGAUCCAGACCUCCUUUGAAUGUGCGAAGCCAGGAUGAGAUGUCUGGACUCUUUGUGUAUCAUCCCGAGGCUGCGAAGCAGCUCGAGCAACGUAUCAAGGAGUUGGCUUCGUCCUAUCGCGAGGAAAAGGCUGCCAUGACUGCGCGCCUUGAGUCCUCCAAGAGGAACACCUCGCGGUGGAGCGAAGAGAAGCAGGUGAGAUGGGCUGGAAUGUCUACCUUGGACCCCAGCUACACUGGCUACACUUGCACAGACCUUUCAGAAAUUCUUUGA